Spirometra erinaceieuropaei is the source of this 225-nucleotide messenger RNA. The record is from the annotation of a GenBank genome assembly. Lineage: Eukaryota; Metazoa; Platyhelminthes; Cestoda; Diphyllobothriidea; Diphyllobothriidae.
AUGGGGACCCAGCACUCCUCCUCAGGCAGCAUGGUCUGUGCCGACGCGGGCGUUGAAGUCACAAAGAACAAUCAACUUAUCCGUCUUCGCCACCGACUCCAGGAGUGCAUGAAAAUCCUCGUGGAAUUUGUUCCUCACCUCGUCGGGGCUGGUCAUCCGGGCAGCGUAGACACUAAUGAUGGUGGCGAGUUUGCCUCCCUGGAGAGACAGACGGAGGCUCAUUAG